AUGCCCCGACCGAAAGCUGCCGGCGACCAACGCCCUCUACCGGCCACCCCACGCAGUGCUGACAGACGCCAACAGAGACGCCGCUCGACGCCUUCCGGCAGGACAAGGCGAAGUCUGGACGCCCUGGAGGCUGACAAGGAGAACCAGUUCACUUCAACGCCUAUCAAGGGCGAAGCUUUGGGAGGAGGUUUGAGAGAUGUUACCUGCAGACGGCAAACGCCUCUCGUCGACGAAGAAAUCCAAGGCCUCCAAAAAGCUUAUCCACACACCUCCCAGUAGCCCUAGACAUCGUCACAAAAAGAAAAAGGACUGCAUCACAGCUCACUAUUACGAUUUCCUUAGCGCUGACAGUCUGGCCAGCAAUUAUUUUCGACCUCUGGAAACUGUCGAUUCCCACAUUGAAGGUAUCCUGGAUGAUAUCGGUUGCAGCUGUAAAUCCAAACAAGUGGCAGAUACGUACGCUCCAACUCUACCAACAUUUACCUCUGAAUAUUCUCCUUGUGCUACUAGAACAACUCACUGUCUCGAAACUUUAAAUAGAAAUAGUAGCAAAAAGGUCCCAGUUAUCGCCAAGAUCCUGGAUGAGGUACCUCCAACAACUAAACCUAGAAUAGACCAUGUUGAAGACUUUUUGCACCAGAUAUCAUUCAUUACGUCUCCCGAGUCCCCUUUCAACCAGAAUAGAAAUAAAGUAACACCUCUAGUCAAAAGAAUUUUAGAUUUUAAGUUUAGCAAGUGUGCAGAAGAACAAAAC
This is a messenger RNA of Acanthoscelides obtectus, 754 nucleotides long. The record is from the annotation of a GenBank genome assembly. NCBI's taxonomy places the organism in Eukaryota, Metazoa, Arthropoda, Insecta, Coleoptera, Chrysomelidae.